Camellia sinensis is the source of this 2733-nucleotide messenger RNA. RefSeq names its product Tetratricopeptide repeat (TPR)-like superfamily protein. Gene Ontology annotation, molecular function: protein binding; RNA binding. The record is from RefSeq and is a predicted model, not a curated record. Lineage: Eukaryota; Viridiplantae; Streptophyta; Magnoliopsida; Ericales; Theaceae. Gene Ontology annotation, biological process: RNA modification.
UAUAUAUUUCGUCGGUAUCGUUGAAAGGGCGCGAAACAGUUUCAACUGGCGAACCCAAAGCACUCACUCUGCUAUGGACUCGUUGCAGAGUUCUCAAUCAUGUUAGCUAAUCGAACUUAUAUUCAUACCUAUAUAAACUUCUCUAAACUAAACUAUUCAUAUUUCAUUACUACUUUCUCAACUUCCACAACUCAAAUCCUCUCAAAACCCACUCCCAAAUCCACCAAAUUUCAAGUUUACUGCAAUUCCCAGAUCACAAAAAAUGGCCGAAACGGAAAUACCAGAGAUGCCGAGUCCAUUUUCAAUCGCAUGCCCACCAAAAACAUCAUUUCUUGGACAGCAAUGCUCACUGUGUAUGCUGAGAAUGGGCAGAUUAAGAAAGCCCGUGAAGUGUUUGAUGAAAUGCCUGAACGAAGUGUUGCGUCUUGGAAUGCAAUGAUCACGGGUUACAUUCGCAAUGUUCAUGGAAUUGAUCAAGCUAUUGAAUUGUUUGGGAAAAUGCCUGAGCGAAAUGCAGUUUCUUAUGCUGCGAUGAUCACGGGUUUUGUUAAGGCGGGAAUGCUUGAGAAAGCUAAGGAAUUGUAUGCGGAGAUGCCUGUGAUUUGGCGGGACCCGGUUUGUUCGAAUGUGUUGAUUUCUGGGUACUUGAAGAUGGGUGAUUUGAAAGAAGCGAUUUGGGUUUUUGAGGGUAUGGUGGAGAAAGAUGUGGUUUCUUGGAGCUCAAUGGUUGAUGGGUACUGCAAGGAGGGAAGGAUUGGGGAGGCUAGAGAUUUGUUUGAUAGGAUGAAAGAGAGAAAUGUGGUUACUUGGACUGCGAUGAUAAAUGGGUAUUUGAAGAUGGGGAAUUUCAAAGAUGGGUUCAGAUUCUUCUUGGAAAUGAGACGGGAAGAUAGUGUAAAAAUCAAUUCUACUACACUGACCAUAAUAUUUGAAGCUUGUGGAAACUGUGGUAGAUAUGAAGAAGGGUAUCAAGUGCAUGGUUUGGUCUUGCGUAUGGGAUUUGAAUUCGAUGUCUUCUUGGGAAAUUCUGUUAUUACCAUGUAUUGUAGGUUUAGUUGUGUAGAUGCAGCUAGUAAUGUAUUUUGCAUGAUGAACAAAAAAGAUGUAGUUUCUUGGAAUUCGCUAAUUGCGGGUUAUGUUCAGGCCCAAGAUAUUGAAGUGGCUUACAGACUUUUUGAGAAGAUGCCGGAGAAAGAUGUGGUUUCUUGGACAACCAUGAUUACGGGUUUCUCUAGCAAAGGGUUGACUGGAAAGUCUAUUGAGUUGUUUAAAAUGAUGCCUGAGAAAGACGAUGUUGCUUGGACUGCUGUUAUAUCAGGCUUUGUGAAUAAUGGGGAAUAUGAGGAGGCUAUCUGUUGGUUCAUCCAAAUGCUUCGGAAAUCAGUCCGACCGAAUCCUCUUACUUUAAGUAGUGUUCUCAGUGCUUCGGCCGGUUUGGCAACAUUAAACCAAGGCUUGCAAAUCCAUGCUCAUGUUCUGAAGAUGGUUAUGGAAUUCAAUUUGUCCAUCCAAAAUUCACUUGUUUCAAUGUAUUCAAAAUGUGGAAAUGUAAACGAUGCCUAUAGGAUAUUCAGAUCCAUCAGGGUCCCCAAUAUUGUUUCUUUUAACUCAAUGAUAACUGGAUUUGCCCAAAAUGGGUUUGGAAAAGAAACAGUCGAGUUAUUGAAGAAAAUGCAAGAUGUAGGUCAGGAACCUAAUGAAAUUACCUUUCUCGGGGUCCUCUCAGCCUGUACCCAUGUGGGACUAGUAGAAGAAGGAUGGAACUACUUCAAAUCCAUGAGAUCUUUAUACCACAUUGAGCCAGGGCCUGAUCAUUAUGCCUGCACGGUUGAUCUCCUUGGAAGAUCCGGUUUGCUUGAUGAAGCAAUGAACCUGAUUGAUUCAAUGCCAUUUGAACCCCAUUCUGGGGUUUGGGGUGCUCUUCUUGGUGCAAGUAGGACCCAUUUACGUCUUGAUGUUGCAAAGGUCGCAGCUCAACAUCUUUUUGAACUGGAGCCUAAUAAUGCAACACCUUAUGUGGUAUUACAUGACAUAUACUCUAUUGGAGGAAAAGGAAAGGAUGAGGAGCAAGUGAGAAUGACCAAGAAAUCAAAAGGGAUAAAAAAGAGUCCGGGUUGUAGUUGGAUUAUAGUGAAAGACAAGGUUAAUUUGUUUUUUGCAGGUGAUCAAUCCCAUAUAAAUUUUCAAGAGAUUAGAAGGAUAUUGUGGACAAUUAUGGAUGAAAUGAAACAACUUAAUUGUCACAAUGACUUGGUUUCUUGAUCACAAAACCAUAAAUUAUGGAUGAAAUGAAACAACUUAUUCCGGCAAUGUGGUUAAAUUUCAUUUUUUUGAUGGAGCAGGAGCGUCUUACGUUUCAGAUACGUUACUCAGUUCUUCUUUCUAGAACUUAGUCAUUGAGAACAUUUUGUGUUAAUCUGUGAAGCUAUAAAAUCUAGUAUGUUUUUCUUAGUGAAAAUUAUACCGGUCUUUAUUGAUGGUAGGAGGAUUUUGAUCUUUACAUGUACAAUGUUCAUUAGACUCCUAUGAUUAAUCUUUUAUCUCCAAGCAUCAAAAUUUGGUUUCGGUAUGCUGUUUCUAUUAGCAUGGAAAAGAAACCAUUUCGAAAAGUUUCGGAAUUGACAAAUAAUUUGAAUAUAUAGAAAUGCUUAAAUUGAAAGUUGUCUAAAGGUACAAAAUCCUAAUAAUUUAUUAAUUGAAUAUAUUGAAAUUCAUAUUGUUAUUCAGAUAAAA